Messenger RNA from Nothobranchius furzeri (turquoise killifish), 4953 nucleotides. RefSeq names its product sorting nexin 13 (gene snx13). Gene Ontology annotation, molecular function: phosphatidylinositol binding. NCBI's taxonomy places the organism in Eukaryota, Metazoa, Chordata, Actinopteri, Cyprinodontiformes, Nothobranchiidae. Gene Ontology annotation, cellular component: early endosome. The record is from RefSeq and is a predicted model, not a curated record.
GUAAAGUCUGCUUUAAAUGACUUGUUUACCGGUUUCAGUUCAGUCAGAGUGGUCGUAGAGAGAAAUGAAGACAAAUGGACAAGAAAAGCUGAAGAUGUAGGAAUGUUCAAGCAAAAACCACGGGACAGUAGAGGACUUCAACUCAGUGUACAUCUGGAUUUUAAAAGUAUGGGCAGUUUGGUGUGUUCUCUCCGCUCUCUUGGAUAUUCUGGAGCCAGACAACUUUCUUUGUUCCAUUUGUUGCUCCUGUGGGACUCAACAAGAACUCUGACUGCUUUCAGGCGGGCCAGUCUGUCCAUCUGGGGAUGGGGGGGCCUCGGGGUUGUGCUGUUCCUCGUCACCUUUGGACCUUUUGCCAUAUUCUACCUGGCCUUUUAUAUCUUUUGCUUUAUUGGCGGGGGCUUUGCGGUCACUUUGCUUUAUGGAAAGAUCAACUCAGAGAAACUCCUAGAAAAAUGCGAGCACUCUUACUUGCCACCCACGCAAAUUGGAAUACAGAAGACACUGGAGGAGAUGAAACUGGAGAACAAGCCUAUAAAGAUCGACAGGAGACUGACUGGCUCUAGUAUUAUUGAUGAACCACUACAACAGGUGAUCCAGUUUGCACUGAGAGACUACAUCCAGUACUGGUACUACACUCUGAGUGAAGACGAGUCCUUCUUACUGGAGAUCAGACAGAUGCUACAGACUGCCCUCAUCCACUUUUCCACGCGGUCCAAAGAGGUGGACUGGCAGCCUUAUUUCACCACUCGCCUGGUGGACGACUUUGCCACCCAUUUACGUGUCUUCAGGAAAGCCCAGGAUCGCCUCGCUGACAGAGAAGACAAGCAGAAGGACAUAACAGAGGAGAUGGUUGAUUCCUUCUUUGAGGCAGAGGUGGAGAUGGAGAGGAAGAUUUGUCGAGAUGUCGUUUGCACAUCACACAAAGAUGAAGAAGGUUUUCUCCGUGACCUGUGUGAGCUGCUUCUGUACCUGUUACUACCUCCUGGUGAAUUCCACAACAAGAGCAUGAGAUACUUCCUACGGGAGGUGCUGGCUUAUGGUGUGCUACUCCCUCUGAUCAACCAGCUGAGUGAUCCCGACUACAUUAACCAGUUUGUCAUCUGGAUGAUUCGGGACAGCAGCUGUAACUACGAAGCCUUCAUGAACAUCUUGAAGUUAACAGAUAAGCCCGCUGAGCUGGAAGCUGUUAGAGACAAGGUGCUGGAGGAGCUGCAGUAUCUCCGCUCUCUGGAUACAGCGGGAGAUGACAUCAAUGUGAUCAAGAACCAGAUUAACAGUCUUCUGUUUGUGAAGAAGGUGUGUGAGACGAGAAUCCAGAGGCUGCAGUCUGGAAAAGAGGUGGAUACGCUGAAGCUAGCAGCUAACUUUGGAAAACUGUGCGUCAUCCCGUUGGAUCACAUCCUUGUUCACAACAUAGCGCUGCAGUUUUUCAUGGACUUCAUGCAGGCAGCCGGAGCUCAGGCAGAGCUCUUCUUUUGGCUCACUGUGGAAGGAUACAGGGUGACAGCGCAGCAGCAGCUGAUGGUGAUGGAGGGCUGGCAGAAAGAUGAAAACAAGCAGCCUGGCACCACAAAGGGGCUGCUCCGGGCUGCUGCUCUGGGUGUCUAUGAACAAUACCUCUCUGACAAGGCGUCUCCCAGAGUGCAGGUCGACAAAGUGUUGGUGACCAAACUGGGAGAGAAGCUGCAGAAAGAUGACCCCACACCUGAGAUAUUUGAUGAAAUUCAGAGAAAGGUGUACGAAAUGAUGCUGCGAGAUGAUAGGUUUUACCCGUCCUUCAAGCAGAGUCCUCUCUAUGUCCGGAUGCUGGCUGAGCUGGACAUGCUGAAAGAGCCCAGCUACAGAGGCUCUGACGACGGGGAUGGAGAGUCCUUCAACGGCUCCCCCACAGGAAGCCUCAACCUGUCACUGGAUGACUUGACCAACGCCUGCCAGGAUGAGUUUUUGCAGCUACAUGCCUUUAUCUCUGACACAGGGGUUUGCAACGAUCAUGGAAAGACUUACGCACUGUACACCAUCACCGUGUUCAGAAGGAACCAAGACGGUAGCGAUGACUCCUGGAAGACCUACCGGCGCUACUCAGACUUCCACGACUUCCACUUGAGAAUCACUGGACAGUUUGAGAACCUGUCGUCGAUCCUCAAGUUGCCCGGGAAAAAAACCUUCAACAACAUGGACCGAGAGUUUUUGGAGAGGAGAAAAAAAGAUCUUAAUGCUUACCUACAGCUGCUGCUAAACCCAGAGAUGGUGAAGGCCUGUCCAACUCUGAUUCCAUAUGUCUUUGACUUCCUGGAGAACAAGCCCUACAGCAAAGGCAAAGGAGACUUUGCACGCAAGAUGGACACAUUUGUGAACCCGCUGCGGAGUUCCAUGAGGAACGUGUCCAACGCAGUAAAAUCGCUACCGGACAGUUUAACCGAGGGCAUGACCAAGGUCUCUGACAACAUGGGCCGGAUGUCAGAAAGACUGGGUCAGGACAUCAAACAGUCCAUAUUCAAGGUGCCUCCACUCCUUCCCAAGUCUGACAUCGACCCAGAACACUGCCGAGUCUCCGCCCAGCUUGACGACAAUGUGGAUGAUAACAUCCCGUUACGAGUGAUGCUGCUUCUAAUGGACGAGGUGUUUGAUCUGAAGGAGAAAAACCAGUGGCUGCGAAGGAACAUAAAGAACCUGCUGCAGCAGCUCAUCAGAGCCACUUAUGGUGACACAAUCAACAGGAAAAUCGUGGACCAUGUGGACUACUUGACAUCACCCGAGCAGGUGUCUGAUUACGUGAAGAAGUUCAGGGAUUCCUACUGGCCUAAUGGAAUUCUAGCUGAGACUCCACCCCGCCGGGACAAGUGCAUCCGAAUGAGGACACGGAUAGCUGCCAAGACCAGCCUGUUGGGCAUCAUGCCAGAUGAGCUGAAGCACAUCAUUGGAGCCGACACCACCAGAAAGGGCAUCCUCCGCGUCUUUGACAUGUUUCAGUACCAGCCUAUGAAUCGACGACUCGUCUACGUGUUUUUGGAGGGCUUCCUGGAAACCAUGUUCCCCCAGUACAAGUUCCCUGAGCUGUUUGUCAAGCUGCACUCCCGCUCACCACGGAUCCGUAGAUUCAGCCAGAAACUCAAAAGGUGACAGGAAAGGACGGCAGCAUCAGAACACGUGACAGAUGGGCGGAGGCCUGAAAGGGAGGGUGUGUGAGGGGCGCUUGGUGUGAACACUGCCCAGCCCUCUCUGUUCACACACUCCUGUGGGUGGAUAACACUCCUGCAGUCUGACUAAUUAGAACCGGAGGAGCAGCUCUGCCGAACUCGUCUGACUCGACAGCAAACCCAAACCUGAUCAUUUGCACCAAGAUUGAACAUGGAGUCUCUUUUUUUCCUAUAAUUUCCCUUUUUUGGGGGGCUUUUUUGUUGCAUUGAGCUUUAUCUGUGUCCAGCUGCUUCCCUGUGGUCCAGAGAGCAGACAACAGAGUUUUUAAAAAGCGGAGGACUUCUUAGUGUAAUCCCACACCUUGCCUUACCUUCCUGCUUCACUCGUCCAUCUCAGAGCCAUACGGCUGGAAUCAAUCGUACCCACAUGCUGCAGAAGCACUUGUUCAUUAGAAAAUAUCAUUUUGGUAGCAAACUGUCAAAAGCACUGGGUUGAAGAGGAGCCAUUCUCAAAAUGUGACUGAAGAUGGUUUGAAAUUUUUCUUUUUUUCCUCUUUAUUAACAUCCUUUGUGCUUCUUCUGAUGAGCUCCAGUGUUUCACCCACUAACAACCAGGCCACUUCCCCUUUAAUCUCCUAACCUGACAACCAAAGCUUGUGUGUGUGUGUGUGUGUGUGUGUGUGUGUGUGUGUGUGUGUGUGUGUGUGUGUGUGUGUGUGUGUGUGUGUGUGUGUGUGUGUGUGUGUGUGUGUGUGUGUGUGUGUGUGUGUGUGUACCAGCCUUAAAUCUAUUUAGUGAAAACUGACCACGCGAAGCAGGCUAGAGGGAGCUUUCCUUCACUGUUUGAACAUUACAUGGAAAUAAAGAUAUUUCCCUUUUUGCUUUACUUCUAACAAAAUAUUAGUUUUUGGUGCAAUAUAUCGAUUUUUUUCUUUAAUGCAUCUGCAUUUCGAUCAUUUGUGUAUUAAAAUGAUUUUUUUAGGGAGGAAAAGAUGAAAGAAGUCUCCCACAUUUGUCUUUUUACCCCAACGACUUAACAUUCCAUUGUUGAAACGUUGUCUUUAUUUAGACUCGUUUUAAACAUUUGAGUUUUUUGUGCCCAUGCCCACUGUUGCAGAAUCUGCUGGGUGUUGAUCCAGGAGUGACUGGAGGUUGUUUUUGUCACAAGUCUGAUUUCCUCAUGUGGCUAUAGCUACAGCUUUUACUCGUCGGUAGCGUAUGUGUUCAGGACAGUCAGGUUCGGUGCACCCCGCCCCUACCCCCCCACCCCUGUCAAAGGUCCAAGAGUUCGCAGAGGAGACUAACCUAUUGAGUCACUGCUAACUAGCAAUUACUGUAGCAACUGGGAGUCCUGUUUCUACUGCCUGAACGUUUUGUUUCAGUCACUCAGCUGAACUCCUACUUUGAUGUGCUGCUCUGAGCAGCCCUGGUGGACUUUGAUUGGCUGAGCUGGAAGCCAUGAACUGGCACAUCUUCUCUUGGGAGAUGGAGAUGUCACCUUUAACUUUCUGCACUCCUCUUCAUGCAGGAAGGCUUUUUAAAAUCUCAGUAUAUAAAUAUAUAUAUAUGAAUUUAUGAUUCAGAGAAUUUGUGCAUAUAAGUGUACAUUGUGUUAAUAGUGUGCCUAAAUGUACUUUAAACUAUUUUCAUAUUUUUCUUUACCCAAACAAGUCAAUCAAAAUGUCAUCACUCAAAAGGCUAGAGUAUGGGAUUCGUUUUUUAUUUUAUUUUUGGCAUCAUGCUUAGCAGAGUUUCCCUCGUGAGCACUUGUGCUCAGACCAGUAUAACACUAAUAAAAGGUAACUCAAAAUGG